Molecule: messenger RNA, 642 nt
Organism: Haemonchus placei
Lineage: Eukaryota; Metazoa; Nematoda; Chromadorea; Rhabditida; Trichostrongylidae
Source: the annotation of a GenBank genome assembly
AUGCCACUCACAACCAGAAAUCAAAUGACCAUAGAAAAAAGUCCUGCCUACUUUCAUAGCAAGACAGCCGCCGAGCGAAUUCGAGCUCUAAAUCCAGCAAUGAAAAUCAUCGUCGUUGUUAGGGAUCCGGUGAUGAGAGCUAUUUCAGAUUAUACCCAAGCUUCUUCAAAGCGUAAAUCGCUUGGAAUGAUGCCAACAUUCGAAGAUAUGGCUGUCGGUGACUGUGCUCCAUGGUUAAAGACGAACUGUUCCUCGAAAGUGGGUGGAGUGAAUGUUGGCUGGGGAGCGAUUCGAAUUGGGCUCUACCAUAAGCACAUGAAAAGAUGGCUAGACAACUUUCCCAUGGAGCAAAUCCACAUUGUGGACGGCGAACGGCUUGUUGCUCAGCCGGCAUUGGAAGUCAGCCAGACGGAGAAAUUUCUUGGACUAAAGCCAGUGGUGAAACCAGAACACUUUGGAAUCGAUCCAGUGAAGAAAUUCCCAUGUGUGCGACGUUCUGAUGGUAGUCUACAUUGUCUGGGAAAGACUAAAGGCCGAAAACAUCCUCACGUACGACCCGAAGUCCUUCAACGACUCCGUCGUUUCUAUGCACCUGAAAAUCAGAAAUUUUUCCGUUUGAUCAAUCGAUCGCUUGCAUGGUAA